UGAAGCAUGCACAACUUUAUUACAUUUCUAUUUCUUGAUUCAAUUAUAAGAAAUAUAAAAAUCAUAUCUACAAAUAUUAAUAUCGACUGUUGCCGUUUGAUAGUAGUUAAUAUUCAAAGUUCAUAUUUUAUCAAUAUCGUAUAAUUUAAUUUUAAGUUAUCCACGAAUAGUGCGUGACCGAAGAGAUCACAUUUUUAUAAGAUACUGUAUGUAAGUGACUCAUGCUCUUUAUAAGAUCAGUUCGUACCGAAUCGCAUCAGUUGCAUAGCAAGUUGCAUCGUGCAUAGUUGCUAUCAUAAUGAAGCAAAAAUGUAUCCUGAUAUUUUCCGUGAUAAUAUUUUUUCUAUCGCCACCGGCGUUACAGUUAAGAUUAUCGAAUCGAUUUCACAUAAGACGAAUGAAAAAAGGACGUCAUAUUAAUGAAAAUGGCGGGAAAUAUAAAUACGAGAUUAAAACGUUUGAAGUCCCGGUAGACCAUUUUAGUUUUGCUGUGAAAGAUAAAUUUAAUAUUAGAUAUCUCGUAAACGAUACAUGGCAACGAGAGAACAAUGCACCUAUUUUUUUUUACACAGGAAACGAAGGUGAUAUAGAAGUAUUCGCGGAAAAUACUGGUUUUAUGUGGGAAAUAGCACCCGAGUUCGGUGCUACGGUGAUCUUUGCCGAACAUCGAUAUUAUGGCGAGUCAAUGCCAUUUGGAAAUAAAUCCCUUAUUGAUCCUGCACAUUGGGGAUAUUUAACGUCGCAACAAGCCAUUGCAGAUUAUGUCGAUUUGAUCGAAUAUUUGAGAUCAGAUGAGAAUAGAAAGCAUAGUCCUGUUAUUGUUUUCGGUGGUUCAUACGGUGGUAUGCUGAGUUCAUGGAUGCGUAUGAAAUAUCCGCACAUCGUCCAAGGAGCCAUUGCAGCAUCAGCUCCAAUUUUGCAAUUUACCGGUGUUUCUUCUUGCGAAUCUUUUGCACGUAUAACAACAUCGAGUUAUCGUGCGGCAUGUGAUACGUGUCCGAAAUUGAUACAAAGAUCAUGGAACGUAAUAACGAACGUCACGUCCAACGACGAAGGUAAGAAAUGGUUGUCAGAAAACUGGAAAUUAUGUCAACCGCUUACAAAUUCAACGCACGUUGAAGAAUUACAAGCUUUUCUGGAAGAUGUUUAUGGAACUAUCGCGAUGGUCAAUUAUCCGUAUGAAACUAACUUUAUAGUACCAUUACCUCCUAAUCCUGUUAAAGUUUUCUGCAAUCAUUUAUCAAAUAAGUCUCUAACAGGAAAACCCCUGUUAACAGCAUUGUAUAAAGCUUUAAAUGUUUUCACAAAUUAUACCGGUCAAACAAAUUGCACCGACAUAGAAAAUGCUUCAGGAAACUUAGAUGCACUGGCUUGGGAUUAUCAAGCAUGUAGCGAAAUAUUUAUAACUAUUUGUAGCGACGGAGUAAAUGAUAUGUUUCGAUCUGAACCUUGGGAUAUUAAAAAAAUAAGCGAGGAUUGUUUGAAAAAACAUGGUGCACAUUCUUAUCCAUAUAUGGUUUGUAAAGAAUAUGGAUGUAAAGAUCUUUCAACUGCUACCAAUAUCGUUUUUAGCAAUGGAUUAUUGGAUCCAUGGUCAGGUGGUGGUGUGUUAUGGAAUUUGUCUUCCUCUGCAACUGCUGUGAUUAUUCCAGAAGGGGCUCAUCACAUUGACUUAAGGGGUAGUAAUCCUAGAGAUCCUUAUAGUGUUAUACUAGCAAGAAAAUAUCAUCGUUAUUAUAUAAAACAGUGGAUCAAGCAAUACAAACAACAGAAAAAGAGAAUACUGGUAACAUAAUUAUAUAAUUUUUCUUUUCUUUUCAAUUGAUGCUGUUUUAUUGUGAGUGACUUUAUAAAAAAAGAAAAUAUAUAUAUAUAUAUAUAUAUAUAUAUAUAUAUAUAUAUAUAUAUAUAGUUUAUACAUAUAUAUUUGUCAUCAUUAAAUUUUAUUUUUCAAAUUAUAAAUACAAAGGCAGCAUACGCAGACAAUUAUAAUCAUUAAAGUCUAGCUAUUGUGAUUCUUAUAUUACUUGUAAAUAAAGUGCAGACAAAAAAAUAUUCAAAAUAA
Messenger RNA from Vespula pensylvanica (western yellowjacket), 2065 nucleotides. RefSeq names its product lysosomal Pro-X carboxypeptidase. The record is from RefSeq and is a predicted model, not a curated record. The coding region runs from base 299 to 1795 and encodes 498 amino acids. Gene Ontology annotation, molecular function: dipeptidyl-peptidase activity; serine-type exopeptidase activity. Lineage: Eukaryota; Metazoa; Arthropoda; Insecta; Hymenoptera; Vespidae. The transcript is spliced from 7 exons. Gene Ontology annotation, biological process: proteolysis.